Molecule: messenger RNA, 2696 nt
Organism: Pelobates fuscus (common spadefoot toad)
Lineage: Eukaryota; Metazoa; Chordata; Amphibia; Anura; Pelobatidae
Gene: PRC1
Product: protein regulator of cytokinesis 1
Exons: 15
Coding region: 117-1973 (618 amino acids)
Biological process (GO): mitotic spindle midzone assembly; microtubule cytoskeleton organization
Cellular component (GO): mitotic spindle midzone; spindle; cytoplasm
Molecular function (GO): microtubule binding
Source: RefSeq, a predicted model, not a curated record
GCCUUCCGGAGGCAAAUUUGAAAAGUGAGUUUAACUGAAGCCGAAGAAACGGUCAGAGCGCCAGACAGCGCGAGCCAUCCCAGUCAGGAGCUGCAGCGGGCAGGGCGGCAGCAGCCAUGAGGAAAAGCGAGGUCAUAGCUGCAGAGUCUGUAGCCUGUCUAAAUUCGGCAUUGGCGCGCCUUCGCGAUAUCUGGGAAGAAAUUGGUAUACCAGAAGACCAGCGCCUCCAAAGGACAGAUACAGUAAGGAAACAUGUAAACUUACUUCUCACACGGAUGAUUGAAGAGGAGGAGAGCUUGAAGGAGCGUCUUCUAAAGAGUAUUGAUGUUUGUCGCAAAGAGCUGAAUGGGCUCUGUUUGGAGCUACAUCUUCCGCCCUUUGAAGAGGAGGAGGACUGCACUAUCUUGCAGUUGGAGAAGGAUUUACGGACCCGUGUAGAAGUCAUGUUAAAACAAAAGAAGGAAAGAUUGCAGGAACUAAAACUGUUAAAGGAGCGAGAGCAUGACUUGUGUGACCUCUUGUGCAUGCCUAUAUUAUUGAACGUUGACGAUCAUGGUGUUCCAAGCUUGGAGGAACUAGAUCAAUUUAGGAGGCGGCUUGCUGAACUUUCUGCAGAAAAGGAGCGCAGGGGAAAGGAGUUUGUGAGUGUCAAAAGGCAGAUUAUUCUUUGUAUGGAGGAAUUGGAUCAUCUCCCCGACACAAGCUUUGAACGAGAUGUGGUGUAUGAAGAAGAGGAAGCUUUCUGCCUCUCAAAAGAGAAUAUUGCAUCUCUCCACGAGCUACUGUUUCGGCUAGAAGAGCAGAAAACAAAAAAUCAAGUGUUAUGCGAUGAACUGCGAUCCAAAAUAACAGAACUCUGGGAUCGGCUUAAUGUUCCGCAAGAAGAACGCGCUGCUUUCUCUGAAUACAUGACUACUGGAUCCAAAGCAAAAAUCAUGAACGUGUUACAAGAGGAAGCAGAUCGUCUUCAGAAACUUAAGUUGCAGAACAUUAAAAAUGUUGUUGAAGUUAUUCGAACUGAAUUGGCAUCUUACUGGGACAAAUGCUUCUACAGCCAGAAUCAAAGACUAGGAUUUGCUCCUUAUUAUGAUGAGGAUUACGGAGAGGACCUGCUUGCCCUCCAUGAUGCCGAGAUCAGCCGUCUAAAACAUUACUACGAGGUGCACAAGGAGAUGUUUGAAGGUGUACAGAAAUGGGAAGAAAACUGGCGACUCUUCUUAGAACUUGAUAAAAAAGCAACAGACCCCAACAGAUUCAAUAACCGUGGAGGUAACCUGCUAAAAGAAGAAAAGCAGAGGGCAAAGCUGCAGAAAAUGCUUCCAAAGCUGGAAGAAGAAUUAGGUGUACGCAUUGCAGGCUGGGAGCAGGAACAGGAUCAAGAAUUUUUUGUUAAUGGUAAAAAAUUCAUGGACCAUGUUACGGAGCAAUGGGAACAAUUAAACAUGGAGAAAGAGAGGGAGAAACAAGAGAGGCAAAUAAAGAAAAACCGACAGCUGGAAGAGGAGAUGAUCUAUGGAAGUGUCCCAAAGACUCCUACCAAACGGAGAGUUCUUGGGUCUACUACCCCUGGUAAAGUUCGUAAGCUUCAUGGCACCUCCGUCUCCAGUGCUACCAACAGCACCAUGCGCUCUGCAUUCAGUGGAACACUUUGCCACUCUCCUGUGACCCGUCCUCCACUCGCUAGUGGCAAGCAAGGACUGCCUUCACGGACCCCAAGUAGAGUGUUCAAGACUCCACAAUCAAAACGGCUAGAGAAGAACAAAGAAAAUAUGUCCCAGCUAAAUGGAACCGCUAUGAGCGGUGGGUGCCAUCUCUCAAUUCCUGCCCAGCGUAACAUCAGCGUUAACUCUGUUGCCAGCACCUAUUCUGAGUUUGCGAGGGAUUCUACUCAUAUUGACUCCACAACCACAAACUCAAACUCCAGCGAGAACUUUCAAAAGCUACAAAAUCUGAUGCAAACCCUCGAAUUCUGAACUCAACUAUUACUCGUACGUAACAUCCAGAAUUUCACGGAAAAUUAAAGGAAAAGACCUAAUGCCAACGUGAAUUUUCACGUUUAAAACCCAUCUGUGCAGUCUCAUAUCAGAGUUCUGGAGUUCCAGAUAAAAUCGAAUUGCCUCGUUUGAGGGGAACACGUACUGCAGGCCAUGUUGUUUAUCGCGCAUAUUUUGCACUCUCUCUCAUCUCCUUAGCUAAUUAAUCAACUAGCUCCCCGGAAAGUUGCUGAACUGAUUAUUUUUGCAACUAUUAGUUUGAAAAUAUCCUCUAUUUUGCGAUUUAAGUUGGAAUAUAUUUAAUAAGAUCAUAUUCCUUUACACAAGACUCUAGUUCUCACAGGGUUUAAUGUUUUAUUUGUGUAUAUAUACGGUUUUUAUGUAAUCAUGAAUACCUUUGCACCUUUUUAUGAUGUCACUACAACUGUUCUACAAAGCUUUUUUAAUUUAAAAAAAUAUAUAUUUUUUUUUUUUUGCCUAAUGAUGCAUAGUAGGAUGGUCCGGGUAUUUUGCAUGCAACUUCAAUGAUCCUUUGCCUGUCAAAGACUGGUCAAGGAACAUAGAUGUUAUAUUGUCAAAUCUCAACUGUAGGUAGAGAGGGCACAAUUCAGCAGCACGUAAAGGAUCUAGUCCAUGUAGCUAUUCUCAUUGUGUACCAUGCAUCCAUUAAUUCUACUGCUAUUCCUAGUAAACAAGCCCCUA